UUAACUGGUAUAUGUGUGUGUGAGAGAGAAACCAUAAAGAAACAAGGAAGAGUGAGACAGGAAAAAAGACCAAACAAGAGAGAGGGAGAGUUCUAGUUAAUUCACCUAGACAGCAGACUAAAAGUUGUUGUAUUUUGAGUAGAAAGAGAUGGGCAGGCGGUGGCGGUGGUGGGUGAGAUGAUAUUUUUGGUGUCCUCCGCCGGGGCUGAAACCAUCACCACCAGUUGGAGCGGCGGAGGAGUAAUCAACAUCACCGGAAUCACAGUGUUGGCUGGAUUUGUAAUUGCUGCUGCUGCUGCUGCUAUGUAUUCUACCACUAGGGGACGUCUCAAAUCACCAUGGUCACGUAGAAAAAGAAAACAUGCACUCACUCCCCAACAAUGGAAAACUUUGUUUACACCAGGUGGAAAACUUCAAGAUGGUGUUAAAUUUCUCAAGAAAGUUCGCAGUGGGGGAGUUGAUGCAACUAUCAGGUCGGAGGUUUGGCCUUUUCUACUUGGAGUAUAUGAGCUAAAUAGUUGCAAAGAAGAAAGGGAUGAACUAAGAACUCAGGGGAGAAAGAAGUAUGAAAAAUUGCGGAGGCAAUGUAGGAAGCUUUUGAGGUGCAACACAGGUGAAAGCAGAAGCAAUGGGGAUAGUGAUUCUUUCACCCCUGACAUGGACUCUGCCGAAUCAGAAGAUGUCGUGAGCGCCAGGGAGUCCCUUUCUAGUGAGGAAGUAAAUUCAUCUCCCGUGUGUUUGGAUAAUGCCAUCACUUCAAUAUUGGAAGAAGAUGUGGGUGGUUCUACGAGAUUCAUAGAUCCAAGCAUUUCUGACUCCGAGUCCUCUGACUCGGAUGCUUCUCAGGAUGCUGAAGUCAGCCAAGCCUUUCCCUCCUCAGAUAGCAAGCAGGAUACUGAAGAGUCGCCCUCAAAGUCGGAAGUCCAAUCAAAGCUUUGUUCAACAGAGGAUUUUUCCUCUUGGCAGAGGAUCAUUCGCCUUGAUGCAGUUCGUGCCAACGGAGACUGGAUCCCAUACUCCUCAACUCAAGCGGAAGUCUCCGAGGAGCGGGCCCAACGAUCGGCGGAGGUCAUCGGCUUAAAAGACUAUGACCAUUUGGAACCAUGCAGAAUCUUCCAUGCGUCGCGGCUGGUUGCGAUUCUUGAAGCUUAUGCACUAUAUGAUUCCGAAAUUGGUUACUGCCAAGGGAUGAGUGAUUUAUUAUCUCCAAUAGUUGCAGUCAUGACAGAGGACCAUGAAGCAUUCUGGUGUUUUGUUGGGUUCAUGAGGAAAGCACGACACAACUUCAGGUUGGAUGAGACGGGUAUCAGGAGGCAGUUGAGUAGAGUGUCCAAAAUAAUCAAGUCUAAAGACUCGCAUCUGUAUAAGCACUUGGAGAAGUUGCAAGCGGAGGAUUGCUUUUUUGUGUACCGGAUGGUGGUGGUGCUGUUUAGGAGAGAGCUGAGUUUUGAACAGACGAUAUGUCUAUGGGAGGUGAUGUGGGCAGAUCAGGCGGCAAUAAGAGCAGGGAUUGGCAAGUCGGCGUGGAACAAGAUAAGACAGAGGGCACCACCAACAGAAGAUCUAUUGCUGUAUGCCAUAGCAGCAUCAGUGCUGCAAAGGAGGAAACAGAUAAUAGAGAAGUACAGCAGUAUGGAUGAGAUUAUAAGGGAAUGCAAUAACAUGGCAGGUCAACUGGAUGUUUGGAAACUCUUAGACGACGCUCAUGACUUGGUGGUUUCAGUCCAUGACAAAAUCGAGACAACGGCCUUCCAUAAUAAAUAGCCAUCCUCUGAUAUUCCAUAUUCAUGACUUCCUAUUGGAUGGACACCUGACCACCCUUGUAAUGGAGGAUGUAUUAGUUCAACCAGUCCCAACCCCUCAUAAAGAUCUACUAUAUAUUGGCAUUCUACCGGACUUGUUUGUUGCCAUUUCUUCUACCCGUUGUUUUUAGUAUUUUUUAGUUUCAUUUUGGAGGGAGGGAGGGACAAUUGUUGUAGUUUUUUACAAACACAUAUCCUCCAAGUAGCUUAGCUACCAUAACAAGAUUAAGAAUGAAUCCACAAACUUAAGUUCAAACCUCA
This is a messenger RNA of Erigeron canadensis, 2063 nucleotides long. RefSeq names its product rab GTPase-activating protein 22-like. The transcript has 5 exons. Lineage: Eukaryota; Viridiplantae; Streptophyta; Magnoliopsida; Asterales; Asteraceae. The record is from RefSeq and is a predicted model, not a curated record. The coding region runs from base 178 to 1764 and encodes 528 amino acids. Gene Ontology annotation, molecular function: GTPase activator activity. Gene Ontology annotation, biological process: activation of GTPase activity.